Saprolegnia diclina VS20 is the source of this 1218-nucleotide messenger RNA. RefSeq lists its product as hypothetical. Lineage: Eukaryota; Oomycota; Saprolegniomycetes; Saprolegniales; Saprolegniaceae. Bases 1 to 1218 code for a protein of 405 amino acids. The transcript has 3 exons. The record is from RefSeq and is a predicted model, not a curated record.
AUGGCAGGGGCGACGCCCGUGCAUUACGUCAACUCGACUCCGCCAACGUCGUUUGUGCCGUCCAACUCGAUACCGCUGCUGCUGCGUACGCCGAUCAGAGCCACGACGCCUCAGUCGCUGCCGCCGCGCACGCCUCAGUCGAUGCCGCCGCCUCAUCGGGAGGCCGUGUCAAGCGACCUCGACGACGAUCUGCCCGGCCCCUUGCCGCUCUCGCAGAGCACGGGGUCGAGUACGUCUUCACAAGAAAUCAACGUGCCGCUGUCGGCGCGCAGUCCUGUGCCGAUGAGCGUGCAGACGCUGCAGGCGGCCAUGACGGCGUCCGAAAAGAAGAUCAUGGCCUCCACCGAGGCUCGAUUCAAUCGCAUGGGCAAGGAAGUCCAGGCGAUUCGUCGCCUGGUCGACGGCGGCGGCAUUGAGGAGCAAAUCGAUCGCGUUUCGCUCGACGAGCGCCCCGACAGCAACAAUGUCGUGCAGCGAGAGGCUGCCACGGACAUACUCCAAACCUUCUUGGCCGGCAUGAAGGCUUCGUUGGCCGACAACGAGGCCAAGGUCAACAUUGUUGCGAUCCGCCAUAAUUUGGCCGACGUCGCGUCACGCGCCGCCAUACUCGAGCGCCCGGACGGCGUUUCCCAGGAGCUCGAGGCCGCGCGUCGUGCGACAGCGAAAACGAUUCUCGAGUCCAAGCGCCUUAAGAUGCUGACGUCGUUCAUCAUUUCCGAGCACCGCAUCGACCCCGACAAUCCCGUGCUUCAUGAGCCGUCCCAAAAGUGCCUGGCCGGCGAAUGCGACGGGUUUCUCUACAUUGUCGACGAGCGAACGGGUUUGCCUGUGCUCAUGGACUCCGACAUUUACCCGAUGCCGCUCCCGAUGCGUUGCGAGGAGCGCCUCAAACUCAUCUGCAGCCUUCUGGUUCCGUGCGAGUACGGCGUCAAGUUCAUGAAGGCGGCCAAAACGGUGGCGGACGUGGUGCCAGUGCCUGGUCUUUUACUGGCGGUUCCCAUCAUGGAGAAAGUGCUCAGUGGCCUCAAGAUGGCAGUGAAGGGAUUGAACUUGGCCAAGGAGGCUCUCAGUACUACUUUGGUCGAAUUCGUGCGAAAGGGAGACCCCAAAGGCAACUUUCACGGCGUCGUGCAGCACGCGCGCGACGACGGCUCAGUCUUUUAUGGCGGCGCCCAGAUGACUGAGCCGUUGUCGCGCGCGUGCUGCACGACGCCGUGA